UGUUGUUGCGGAAGAACCCUCCCACGUAGUUAAACUGCGCAGAGUCGAGGCGUGCAGUUGUUUAGAAAUUUCUCAGGUAUGACUGGCGGGAACACGUUUCACAAGAACUACAGUAACAGCAACGACUCUGAGCCCAGAAUGGAUGUGGAUUUGGAUUCCAGUCGCCCUGAAAGUGAACGGGGGGACCUGGACGGUAGUAUCCCGGCUCCAUGUUCCUCUAACGGCAGCUGCGGGGAAGAGGACGAAACGGAGGCCUUGAGUCGCUCGAGAGAAACCGGCGGCUCGAGUAAUCAGCACACCCCAGACGGAGGCGCGGUGCUAGGUGGCAGGGAGCAGGAGGUGUCGGUGGAAAUUGGAGAGACGUAUUUGUGUCAAAGAGCUGAUAAAACGUGGCACACAGCAGAGGUGAUUCAGUCCCGGCUGAAUGAGCAGGAGGGCAGAGAGGAGUUUUAUGUCCACUAUGUGGGAUUCAACAGACGCCUGGAUGAAUGGGUGGGUAAGUCCCGGUUGGCGCUCACCAAGACUGUGAAGGAUGCGGUAAGAAAGAGCACAGAGAUCGGAGGUGUUGGAGAUCUAGGUGACCAGCCCGAGAGGAAGAUCACACGCAACCAGAAGCGCAAGCAUGAUGAGAUCAACCAUGUGCAGAAGACAUAUGCAGAGAUGGACCCAACAACAGCUGCGCUGGAGAAAGAGCAUGAGGCGAUCACCAAGGUGAAAUAUGUGGAUAAGAUCCAGAUAGGAAACUUUGAGAUUGACGCCUGGUACUUCUCUCCAUUUCCUGAGGACUACGGCAAGCAGCCCAAGCUGUGGAUCUGCGAGUACUGCCUCAAAUAUAUGAAAUAUGAGAAGACUUUCAGAUAUCACCUGUCACACUGUCAGUGGAGACAGCCUCCAGGAAAAGAGAUCUACAGGAGGAGUAACAUAUCAGUGUUUGAGGUGGACGGGCGAGACCACAAGAUCUACUGUCAGAAUCUGUGUCUACUAGCAAAGCUGUUUCUCGACCAUAAAACGCUGUAUUUUGACGUGGAGCCCUUCAUCUUCUACAUCCUCACUGAGGUCAACAAACAGGGGGCGCAUAUCGUCGGAUAUUUCUCUAAAGAGAAAGAGUCUCCAGAUGGGAACAACGUGGCGUGUAUUCUCACGCUACCGCCGUACCAGCGCAGAGGCUAUGGAAAGUUUCUCAUAGCUUUUAGUUAUGAGCUGUCCAAGCUGGAGAACACUGUGGGUUCUCCUGAGAAGCCUCUGUCUGAUCUGGGGAAGCUGAGCUACAGAAGUUACUGGUCAUGGGUGCUGCUGGAGAUCCUGAGGGACUUCAGAGGAACGCUUUCCAUCAAAGAUCUGAGCCAGAUGACCAGCAUCACGCAGAGCGACAUCAUCAGCACCCUGCAGUCACUCAACAUGGUGAAAUACUGGAAGGGUCAGCACGUCAUCUGUGUGACACCCAAACUGGUGGAGGAGCAUCUGAAGAGCGCCCAGUACAAGAAACCACCUAUUACAGUGGACACCAUGUGCUUGAAGUGGGCGCCUCCCAAAAACAAACAAGCCAAGAUGUCAAAGAAGUAGGAGAAGCCACAUCUGUGCAUCAGUCGACAUGUUAUCACCGACCAACUUCCCCGUUUUCUCCCACUCUGUAAAUAGCUGUUAGCAGCAUCUGUCUGUAGUUUCUUUAUUUUCUUAUAAUAAAUGUGUACAUAUGACAA
Melanotaenia boesemani (Boeseman's rainbowfish) is the source of this 1700-nucleotide messenger RNA. RefSeq names its product K(lysine) acetyltransferase 8 (gene kat8). Gene Ontology annotation, molecular function: histone acetyltransferase activity. The record is from RefSeq and is a predicted model, not a curated record. Lineage: Eukaryota; Metazoa; Chordata; Actinopteri; Atheriniformes; Melanotaeniidae. The transcript is spliced from 11 exons. Gene Ontology annotation, biological process: regulation of DNA-templated transcription. Bases 79 to 1563 code for a protein of 494 amino acids.